AUGGAUGUCAAAUGUGCUUUUCUGAAUGGUGAGUUAGAGGAAAUGGUCUACGUAGAGCAACCACCAGGUUUUUUGAAUGAAAAUUAUCCAAACCACUACUACAUUUUGGAUAAGGUUGUGUACGGUUUAAAACUAUCCUCUAGCAUGGCAGAGUUGGGAGGGGAUUUUUAUCAACCAGGAAGCCUACACCAAGUCGUUACUUGCAAAAUUCGGAAUGGUAGGAGAAUCACAAGUCAAGGUCCCAAUGGCAUUCAGAACGAGGCUAACACCGUCCUUGGACAAACCUAUAGUGGAUAUUACUCUCUAUCGACAAAUGAUUGGAUCAUUAAUGUAUCCAGUCGACCAGACAUAUUUUUUGCUGUUUGUUGUUGUGCUAGGUUUCAGGCGAAUCCUCGUGAUCCACACAUGACUCCUGUAAAGAAUAUUCUGAGAUAUCUCAAAAGGUCAUCUUCUCUCGGAAUAUGGUAUCCGUCAAACUCCGUAUUCUUUAUGCAAGCAUUUUUGGAUGCUUAUCUUGGCGGAUGUGGUCUCGAUCAUAAAAGAAGUUCUGGGAGAUGUUAG
This is a messenger RNA of Lactuca sativa (garden lettuce), 561 nucleotides long. The record is from RefSeq and is a predicted model, not a curated record. Lineage: Eukaryota; Viridiplantae; Streptophyta; Magnoliopsida; Asterales; Asteraceae.